This is a messenger RNA of Gossypium arboreum, 3981 nucleotides long. RefSeq lists its product as uncharacterized. The transcript has 6 exons. Bases 2108 to 3751 code for a protein of 547 amino acids. The record is from RefSeq and is a predicted model, not a curated record. Lineage: Eukaryota; Viridiplantae; Streptophyta; Magnoliopsida; Malvales; Malvaceae. Gene Ontology annotation, molecular function: ubiquitin protein ligase activity.
AAAUGGAUGCAGUAUUUACUACUUUGAUUGUGAGGGUUAAAAAACCAGAAAGUAUCAACUUACACACAAAAAAGAAAGAUUUUAUAUGCAAUUUAUCCAAAAAAUUAUCCAAAAAAUAAACACAAGGGAAGAGAAAAGGAAAGAAGAGGCAGGAGGAUAGGGUCCUCAGCUGUUGCUGUUGAAAUGGGGAUUUGGGGUGUGGGGUUAGGGAUUCUAUUCCUUUCCCUCCACAAAUUCUCUUCCCCCAUUUCUGAAUUUUUUUGGCGUUCGCAUUGCUUUUGCCUUCAUUAUUUAUUUAUUGAAAAAACAAAAUAAAAAGAGGUUGAGUUUUGCAGAGGCGUUGAUCUUUGACCGUCCAUCCUGCCACUGUUGGGUUUUUGAAUAUUACCCAUCAAUUUCCAUUGCAAUGCCAUUUCUUUAAUUUCCUCUCAACUUUCACUAUAUAAACAAUAAAAAUAAAGAUUAGGAUUUUGGUUGGCAAUUGGUAAUUGCAGGCAGCUUUGGAACUUCUUCCCUAUCAUUUCAUGCACGUUUAUUUCUUGCCUUUAUAAUUUUAUUCUCUCACCCUUUAUAGCAUCCACUUCUUCUUCUUCUUCUUUUAACACUUGAAAACUUUCAAAUUAUCAAAGGGAGAAGACAGAGGGAGAACCAAACAGGUAGGAGAUGAUGAUUGCCUUCCCUUUCUUAUCUAACCCCCUUUAGUUUCUCUUUUUCACACAACAACCACAAUUUUAUCGUCUUUCGUAACCCCCUUUUCUUGAAGAAACAAAAAUCUGGCCAUUAAAAGUCUUUGCUUUUCUUGAGAAGAAAAAAAAAGGGUCUUUGAUUUGAUGGAAUUUUUUUUCUUAUAAUUUAAAAAGAAUGAUUACUCUACUUUGAUGAUUCUGCUUUCCAAGAAAAUUUUGGUAAUCGAGUCUCUCGAAUUUUUGUGUGUGGUGGGUUGGAACUUAGAAGUGAUGGAUGGAUGAACUAGGAUGGAAGAAAUCUUCAAAUCUUUUAUUAAAAUUUUUGGUUGGUUUCCUUUUCUCUACUCUACUUUUUAAGUUUAAUUUGGUUUUUGAACCCUUAAAUCACGGAUAAAGUCUCUUUUAUUUUUAGGAAAAUGAAAAUAAAUAAAUAAUAAAAAUGAUUGUGUGGAGAAUAAUUCAAUCAAAUGAAAAUGAAAAACCCAAAGUGAGAGAGAGACCCACUUUUGUUGGGGAUCAAUUACAAAAUACUGGACACCAUGUGACCAUCUACCCUCUCCUUUUCUUUUGCUUCCCUUUUUUCUCUUCAUAUUUACUUUUGGUUUUAAGGAAACAAAACAAUAACCCAGAGGCUCAUUCUUUUCUGAAAAUGUUUGCUCCUUUGAUAACAUAGGUGUUCAAUUCUUUUAUUUCUUUAAUGUCCUUCUUCCUCUUUUAUGUGUAUAUUGAUUCAAUUCUUGAGGUGGUUUUUGUUCUUUUAAUUCAUUCUGGUCUCUCUCUUUGUGAAUUCAUAACUAUGCUAUGCGAUUCUAGAUUAAUUUGUUUUUGAUGGAGAGCUGAAAUUUUUACCCUUUGGUGAAUAACCCUAGAAUUGGGUUUGGUGAAAUUUUUACUUUGUUAAUGGUUUCCUAGGAUUCAAAUAGGUUUCCAAACUCUUCAUCUAUAUGGUUCCAUAUUGGAGUAGCCUUGAACUAUUGUUACUUGUUACUGUCUUUUGGGGAUUUCUUUGCAUUGAUUGAUUGUGAUUAUGUUAAUGGCACACAUAUUCUAGGUUGAGUAAGUUAUAGAAGUAUUCAAGUAAAUGAUUUGAGUUACCGAAUUCGGUUUUUGUGUGGAAAAAAGGUGAAGUCAUAUUGAAGUCGGAUUUAUGCAUCAACAUUUGCAUUCAUGUUUCUUGUUUUUUUAUCUGUUUUGUUAAUUUGGGGUUGAAGUUUGAGAAAUGGUUUUUGUUUGCAAACUUUUUAACUUUUUAUCGAAAGUGGUAUCGAGAAUAGUUGUCCAAAACAAAGUAAGGUUGUUGUCCAGUUUGUGUUAAUAGGUUGCCUAAAGAGGCAAUGUUUCUAAUGAUCGUGAUCUCUCCAAUGGAUCGUGUCAAGUUCCUGCAGUAUAAAUGCAAUAUAUAAAGGAUACUUGCUAUAUAGAUGGAUGGAUUUGCUGGUAAAAGAGCUGUUGAUGGGCCUGUUGUACAUGGCAAGGGAUCGGGUCGCAUCUUGAAGGACCAUGUUAAUAACCGAGAACGAAAUGCUCAGUUUUGCAACCGAAUCGGAUGCAGUGGUAGGCUGAACUCCUCGAAAGGUACUCCGAAUGGCUGCUCGGAUAAAGCCAAAUCUGCAAGGUCUUCUUACCACUCUUCGUCAAGUGGAAAGGAAGUGAUUGGAAAUUCCUCUAGGGUAUCCUCUGUAAUUAGCAACACUAGAAAAUCCACUACGAAUCCUCAGAAAAAGCUUCCAUCUCAGCUGGAAACAGAUUCAUCUGAAACUAGUAGCAUUCAGGACGAGCCAGAAGUAUCUGAGCUCAUACCUCCACCAGGAAAGAUUCAAAGAGGUCUGCAUCAUGAAGCUGAGGAUGCUGAUUCUAGGGACGCUACGGUGAUGGAAGUGGGAAGCUCUAGUGUAGUGUCAAACACGAGACCAAUGAGAAAAUUUAUUCAGAGAGCUGGGUUGGGCAACCAGGAGACUCUGGCCAGUCCAUCUCAAGGUGCUUCCCAGGCAUCUCGUUCCAACACAAGCAAGUAUGGUUUGAGAAAUCUAAGAUGUAGCUCUAUUUCUGAUGUUGUCCUGACAGGUUGUUCGUCCUCAGAUUCUAGCCUUAGCAAAAAGAAAGACAUGGUAAAAAAGAGAAACUCUGAUGAAGAGGCUAGUUCCUCAGCCAGGGGGAAAAAGUUGAGUGGGUCAUCUUUGGAGGGGCGAAACAACAGUUCUGGCCAUGGUGUUUCUAUAUCUGAUUCAAGACGAGCCAGGAAUUGGCCUCCUAACAGGGACAGCACUGUCGCUUCUUCAGUUAGGACUCGGAGGUCAAACAGUAGUUAUGUUAGAGGCAGACCUUCUAACCAAACAAAUGGAAAUAGUUUAAGUUUGAACCAGUCCCCCAUAGUCAUGCCGCUAGUUCCUCAAUCUGAUAUACCUAACGAUUUGAAUGCUCCUGUUUCCACAGAAACUGUCUCCACUCUUGUUAGUCCUUAUGGUCAAGCAGGUAGUAUAAGUGAGGGUUUGCGCAGUAUCAUGCAGUCUAGUCCUUCAGAAGUUGGCGUUAAUCGCACCUUAGUGAACCGAGAUAGCUUCCAGCGCUACAAUAUGGAUGGAAUUGCUGAGGUAUUAUUAGCACUUCAGAGGAUCGAACAAGAUGAAGAGUUGACAUAUGAGCAAUUACUUGUUCUAGAGACCAGCUUGUUCCUUAAUGGCCUAGACUUUUAUGACCAGCAUAGAGACAUGAGACUGGAUAUAGAUAAUAUGUCAUAUGAGGAAUUACUAGCCCUAGAAGAGAGGAUGGGUAAUGUGAGCACUGGGCUAUCGGAAGAAGCAUUGUCGAAAUGCCUCAAAAAAAGCAUCUAUGACACAGCAUCUUCGGAGUUUGCAAAUGUGAGCUAUGAGGGUGAAAAGGAUGAUGUAAAAUGCAGCAUAUGUCAGGAAGAGUACGUGAAUGGAGAUGAAGUAGGGAGGGUGCAGUGCGAGCAUACGUAUCAUGUGGCAUGCGUACAGCAGUGGCUGCGGGUGAAGAACUGGUGCCCUAUCUGCAGAGCAUCAGCAGAGAAGCCACACAAUCUUCUUCGUUCACCUCAUGAUUGAGGAACAGCCAAAGAAGGCAAAGAGGCUCUCCUUUUGUACAAAUUGAUGGCUUCUCUUCAGUAUUACUAUUAUUAUUUUUUAAAUUAAAAUUUAUUUUUAUGAUCAUUAUGAUGUAAAUAUCAAAUCAAAAACCCAUCAUUAAGUCAAGUCAGUCAAACUAAUAAACCAGGUGCUAAUUGUUUCAGCACUGGAACUCUCAUUCCCUUAUAAAUGAAAUGCGAAUCAAAUUA